CAGUCCUCGGCCUACGCAUGGGACUUUAACACUGGUUAUGUUCUUCACUGCAGGAACCAUUAAGUCUUGAAGAAUAUGCACAAUUAGAGGCUGACAGUAAGUAAGUGACAAUGCCAGCUUGGAAUAAAAUGCUGGUUCUCCAUAUUCUUUUGACUUCCUUGGGCAUCAUCAAAAGUCAGGAUUUUCCAAGUUAUGACCUGCUGGAAGAGUUCCGCCUGUCUGAGUCCAGAGGUGUGAGGCAGGUAGCGGGAUCUGAACCAGAUGCAGUAGCUUACCGAGUUAUUCCCGCCCUCCAACUCCAAAAGAGCAUGAGUGACGUUCACCCAGAAGGCCUGCCUGCUGACUACUCUAUCGUAGCCACUUUCAAGAUGGUCGAGGACAUGGCAAAAGACUCCUGGGACCUCUUGUGGCUCAGUGAUCCUGAGGGCCAGGACCAGGCUGGGCUGCGCAUGCAUGGAGACACCCAAACCUUGGACUUUUUCUACCGUGACACUGGGGGCAUCCAGAGACUGCGAACCUUCGACCAUGUGGAGAGGCUGUUCGAUGGCGAGUGGCACAAGCUGGCACUCAGCAUAAAGGGUGACAGGGCGACGCUGCUUGUGGACUGCGAAGAGGUCGGUGGCGAGCCGUUGGAUAUGCCCAGCCGAGUCAUUCGUCAGGGCCAGGCUUCCAUCGCCAAGAGGGAUACUGGUGGCCCCUCCUUAUCUGUGGACCUGCAGAAGAUGCAUAUCUACUGUGAUGCUGACCAGGCCUAUUCCGAGGGUUGCUGUGAGCUCUCCAAUGUAUGUGGUGGAUACGCUGAAAUUGGACUGACUGUUGGAAGAGGCAGGGCAUCAUGUAGAUGCCUCCAUGGGCAGCCAGGUCCCCAGGGGCAUUCUGGCCCGAAGGGUCACAGAGGCCUGCCAGGAAACCCAGGGGCACCAGGCAGAGUAGGGAACUGGGGGUCACGUGGAGACACUGGAGAAUAUGGAAACAUCGGGGAGCCUGGUUCUAAGGGCGAUCCCGGGAUCAAAGGAGAGAAGGGAAUGAGAGGACUGCAUGGCCUCGAGGGUGACAGAGGCACUAAAGGCUUGAAGGGCUUACCUGGUACUGCAGGCCAUAAGGGAGUGCAAGGACCUCCUGGUGAGAGGGGUGAGACUGGGUUGCUUGGAGACAGGGGUUCACCGGGAGAUCGGGGAUACAAGGGGAUUCCCGGAUACCAGGGAGUGAAGGGAGAUGAGGGCUUCCCCGGCAAUGAAGGACCUUCAGGAUCACGGGGCCUGCAGGGUGUUUUGGGAAACCCUGGUGAGCAGGGAAAAUCUGGAGAAAAAGGAAAGCCUGGCAUUCAAGGUCUAAAAGGAAGAGUUGGAGGCAUGGGAGAGAAGGGCAUCUUUGGUGAUCCAGGUUUGCCUGGCAGAGAUGGCGAUCCAGGAAUUGAGGCAUAUCAAGGAGCACAGGGGCCAGUGGGUAAAAACGGAAGAGUUGGCGAGAGGGGUGAGAAAGGUGCUCUGGGGCCUCCAGGGAACAUGGGCCCUCAAGGACGCCCUGGCCUACAAGGUUACAAGGGCUCUGCUGGAAAACCAGGAAGACCAGGAUUUAUUGGACCCCCAGGAAGAACAGGACAUGUGGGGUUACCUGGAACACCAGGCCCAAAGGGAACCACUGGUAUUCCAGGAAUUCAAGGUGUUAAAGGGCAGAAGGGAGAGAAUGCAAAAAGAGGUUCCAAUGGCAGGGCAGGGGAUAGAGGUGUGCCAGGACCACAGGGAAACCAGGGGAAGCGAGGGCCAGCUGGAGAGCCCGGUCGGAAAGGCAACGUAGGGACCAAGGGCAUCAGAGGAGAUGGCGGGCCAGUGGGAUUUCAGGGACCGCCAGGUCCACCAGGCCCCACGCUCCCUGCCCAGCAUGUUAUAGAGGUCUGCAAGCGUGUGGUACUGGAGCAGAUGUCCACCUUUGCCAACUCUGUAAAGCGAACGUGCGCUGCCGUAUGCCCACUCUACGGUGAUGUGCCCAUGGGUGUCCCUGGUCAUCCGGGACAAAAGGGACCACCUGGACUUCCUGGUGAUCCUGGCACUGAUGGUGUUGCUGGAGAAGUUGGACAACAAGGAUUCUAUGGCGAGCCUGGUGACCCAGGCAAGCAAGGAGAGCAAGGUGAUACAGGUGAAAGAGGAGACAGGGGUCCUAAAGGCUAUGGCUUACCUGGUCACAUUGGAGACCAGGGACAAAAGGGUCAUCGUGGGCGACCUGGUAGAGCUUUUGAUGGGCGUCCUGGUCAGAUGGGAGAAAGAGGCCAUGUUGGUCAGCCAGGACUCAGAGGUCAUUCUGGACUUCCUGGGGUCCCUGGAGUCUGCUUGACCUCAGGAUGUGCUUUACUCAAUGCCACUACCAACGGAGCAUCCCAGCGCUCAUCCCAGCGCUCAUCCCAGCACUCAUCACAGCGUUCACCACAACAUUCACCCCAUCACUCACCUCAACGUUCACCCCAACGCUCACCUGAGUGGGCAUCCCAGAGGUUCAGGACACGCCCAUAAAGGCGGGCAACAAAUACAAAAAUUGUGUGAAUGCUCAGAAAAAAAAACUCUUAAUUGCAUUUGUGUGAAGACAGAAUAAUUAAUGUAAAUAUAUAAAUACAUAUAUACACUCUCCAUUAACAGACUGUAACACACAAAAAAUUAUCCUGUGUGCAACCUCUGAAAAAUAAUAUUAUUUGCAAACAAUAAUAAGUAUUUGAAUUACUAUGUAAAACAAUUAUUCGUUUGGGAUGCCAUAUAGGUUUCUAUCUCUUUAUGUGUUGUUGUGUAAUGAUUGGAUUUUUAAAAAGAAAUUUACAGCACCUUUUUCUUGUGAAAUUUGUCAGUAAAGUCCAUUGGAAAAAAAGUCCAUUGGAAUAGUUGUGUAUAGUCUUUCUAAAUGAUUAUGAUUAUUCACACUGUCUGGCAGCUGCCUCAUAUUUUUAAUGUAUUAUUGCAUUAAUUAGUGGUGUGCUGUGUGGUCAUGUGUACUUAGUGCUUUUGCCUUUAGGGGUCUACAAAAUGAACUAUACUCAUUUACACAAGGAAAGUACAAACUUUCCUUUUGUAAAUUUCCUUUACGUAUUUUGUUGAAAUGAACCUGAUGAACUUUUGAGGCUUAUGAACAUUCACAUCUGACCCCUGUUGUGAAAAGCAACAGAGUGGCCUUAAAACAUAGGACAU
Molecule: messenger RNA, 3170 nt
Organism: Electrophorus electricus (electric eel)
Lineage: Eukaryota; Metazoa; Chordata; Actinopteri; Gymnotiformes; Gymnotidae
Biological process (GO): extracellular matrix organization
Molecular function (GO): extracellular matrix structural constituent conferring tensile strength
Source: RefSeq, a predicted model, not a curated record